This is a messenger RNA of Daphnia magna, 1881 nucleotides long. RefSeq lists its product as uncharacterized. NCBI's taxonomy places the organism in Eukaryota, Metazoa, Arthropoda, Branchiopoda, Diplostraca, Daphniidae. The record is from RefSeq and is a predicted model, not a curated record. Bases 1 to 1881 code for a protein of 626 amino acids. Gene Ontology annotation, molecular function: RNA-DNA hybrid ribonuclease activity; nucleic acid binding. The transcript has a single exon.
AUGGACCACAUAAUACAACUGGAAACUGAUAUUGUAACCAGCUUUAGCAAGAAGAAAUCAACGGUAGCAGUAUUCCUUGACAUCGAGAAAGCAUACGACUCGAUUUGGAUACAAGGACUCCUAUUUAAAAUGGCAAGCAUGGGCAUCACAGGCGCCAUCCUGGCAUGGCUCAAAAACUUUGUGACAGGAAGAAGCAUGUGCGUGAGGAUCGGAGACCAAGAGUCCAGCCACAAAACCAUCUCUAACGGGGUACCCCAAGGAGCGGUUAUAAGCCCCAUACUAUUCAACAUUAUGAUGUCAGAUUUCCCAAUGCAACAACAAACAAAAACGCUAUUAUUUGCCGACGACGUUACAAUAUACACUCAAGUAAACCAACCCGAAGACGCUGAAACAACACUGCAACCGGCGCUCGACAAAAUAUAUCGAUGGGGAUCAAAAUGGAACUUCAAAUUUGCUCCCGCAAAAUCGGCUACGGUGGUAUUUACAAGGGCGUACAAACCAGGAGCAGACCCCCUUCUAUUCUUAAAUGGACACCGGAUAAUGACUAGAAGCUCCCACAAGUUCUUGGGAGUGUGGUUUGACCAAAAACUGCUUUGGAAGGAACAUAUAGCGCAUGUAUACCAAGCCUGCUGUAAGAUGAAAAACCCAUUCAAGAUAAUCACAACAGCCAGAAUAGGACCCACCACGCAUACCCUGAUGAUACUUUUCAAGAGCCUAGUCCGGAGCAAAAUAGACUACGGUCUAAUUGCGUACGGAAACGCUAGCAAAUCAAAUCUAACGCAACUAGACGUAAUAAGCCGAGCCAUUAUAAGGAUAGUACUGGGAUCCAGGUUAUCCACCCCCACGGAAAUCCUCUACGCAGAAUCAGGGACGGAGCCUAUUGGAACAAGAAGAAGAUGGCUGGCAACUAAAUACAUUAUAAACCUAGGCCAUAGACCAUACAACCCCAUGUAUACCACAGCAAAGCAGAUGCAAGAAAGCGAAAUCACCUACCCCGCAAGAAGCACCCCGAGCCUCAGAAAAGACCUAGACGCUAUGAACACCAUCGACAUACAGCCAUGGCCUGAGAUACCCCAACUACCAUCAAGCUAUAACUAUCCCCCACCAAGCAACCCAGCGAUCUGCAAGACACUAUGGUUUCCGAUGUCUAAGAAAAAAGCAAUGGAAUGCCGAAUCGAAACGGUCAACCUAUUCAAUACCCUAUCUCACAAAAUCCCGGACACAACGAUAUGUGCCUACACGGACGGCUCCCACGAACCUUCGAAGAACAUCACGACCUGCGCCGUCUACAUCCCACGCCUUAAUGUUACCAAAUCCUGGACACUAUCAAAACACUCAAGCAUAUUCACUGCUGAGUUACAAGCAAUACACCAAACCCUCCGCAUCAUAUAUGAUCUCACAGACAACCCACCGGAAAUCUUAGUGUACUGCGACUCCAGCUCCACCAUAAAAACAAUUGUAUCGAAUCAACAAUCAACGAAUGAGGCAAUAUCCCUCAUCAGAGAGACGAUAAGAAGCCUAAGAUCCAGCGGAACCCGCACGACACUAGCGUGGAUCCCCAGCCACACCGGAAUAACGGGAAACGAACGAGCGGACGCACUCGCAAACAUAGAAAGCAAAACCCCAUCCGGGGAGAGGACAGAAAACCCACUAUCACCCUCAGAAAAAGCAUCCGUGGCUAGGAAGGCAUGGGCAAACGCACAUCUUAUGGAAAUCAAACGCUGCCAGAAAGUAUGCAUACAAAUGAAAACAACAUUGAAUCUAACAAGAUGGCACUACCACAAGGAAAGAGCGGUGUCCAUAUGCCUACACAGGCCUAAGAUCUGGCCACAACUACACAAACGCCUUCAACCACAGAAUCGAUCACGAAGCGGACCCUAG